AUGGGGUCCACGUGCCGGGAUAAGAAGUUUCAAUCCAGUUGGAAAUUACCUCCUUCCUCGAUCGAUCUGGGUAGGAGGGACAGCCCCGUGAAUCCAUACCAUCGAUCCGAUCGCGUGAAGAUGCUGCGCCCGAGGUGGACGCUUCCAGGCGCGGAUCACCAAGGCGAAGCUGGAAUUAGCGGCUUACCGGAAUUCGAGUGCGGUGCAUACGUGAAUCCCUGCCCUUGUUCCUGCUGUGCCUUUUCGGAGGAGACAAUCGUCGCGCAACGUCGCGGUUACUGCGAAAAGGAACGGUCCAGGAAGGAAGCUUACGGGAAGAUCAAAGCGAAAGUGGAAAACGCCGUCAAGAGGCGCAAAAUAUUCCUCCUGCGCGGCGAGCUGCCAAGGCUGAGGGAAGCGCUGGAGGCGCGAGGGUGGGUGCAGAAGUACGAGUCAACUAGAACGAGAAUGCUGCCAUACGGCACCGCGGCUGACUUAGAAGCUCGCUCCCUGGGCGAUAUCACGCAAGCGGAUGGAACGUUGAACGAGAGAGCUGUGAUUUUUGCCCUCCUGCGUCACCGGCAGCCCGACUUCAUAUGGGAUUGCAGGAACGACUUCGUCGAGUGGCACCGGGGACUCGGUUGCGACGUUUUGCUCAACAGAUAUCAGAGAUCCUUCGUUUACACCUCGAAGCUCGGAAUGGCGCGCUUACUGGAAGAUGCAUAUUGGUUGUACGAGGAGAACGUGUCCGGCGUCCUGUUCCCGCGUACUUACAAUCCCAGCAGGGAUCGACGAGCCUUCGUGGAGGACUUCCGACUGACCGCGGCCGCGGGUCUGCUCAGGUGGCUCGUUCGCGGUAUGGCCGCGGCCGAGGAGAUUCUCGUGGCCGGCUCGGAGGAACGACGCGCGAUUCCGAUCGCCAGGCUGGAGUUCGCGAUCGGGCGCUGCGAGGAGCUGCUCGCUGCCGUGACGCACGAGGAUAUCGACGUCCAGGAGGGAGGCGAGCAACCGUCCGACGAGGAGUGGAAUUGCUUUUUGGACGAUUACACGGCGGCGCUUCACCACGGAGCCGGGGUCGACGGCACGUCGGAAGACAGCCGCGAGCUUCUUCAGGUACCAAGAUGCUUCCUGGCCGCCGUCGCGAUUUUGGAGAAAUUAAAGACCGCCGAUCCGCAGCACGAGAUGAGCGACAUGAGGGGCAUUUGGAUCUUGAAACCCAGCCAUUUGUGCUGCGGCAACGGCAUCGUUAUAUCCCACAAUCUCGAAGACAUCUUGCGCAGAGUCGAGCAGAGGCCCAAAGAUUAUUAUAUCGUGCAGAAAUACAUUGAGCGUCCCCUGCUGAUCAAAGAAACCAAGUUCGACAUACGACUGUGGUAUCUGGUAACGAAUACCUUCCCUCUCACAAUAUGGCUGUUCAAGUAA
Molecule: messenger RNA, 1401 nt
Organism: Vollenhovia emeryi
Lineage: Eukaryota; Metazoa; Arthropoda; Insecta; Hymenoptera; Formicidae
Product: tubulin glycylase 3A-like
Exons: 6
Coding region: 1-1401 (466 amino acids)
Biological process (GO): protein polyglycylation; cilium assembly; cilium movement
Cellular component (GO): cilium
Molecular function (GO): ATP binding; protein-glycine ligase activity, initiating
Source: RefSeq, a predicted model, not a curated record